This is a messenger RNA of Phytophthora nicotianae INRA-310, 813 nucleotides long. RefSeq lists its product as hypothetical. Bases 1 to 813 code for a protein of 270 amino acids. The record is from RefSeq and is a predicted model, not a curated record. The transcript has a single exon. Lineage: Eukaryota; Oomycota; Peronosporomycetes; Peronosporales; Peronosporaceae.
AUGUACCUACAAGUUCUUGCCACGCUUUUCGCAGCACUAGUCACCUGUGUUAUUGCAACCGUCGAUCAUGACAAAAUCAAACCCUUUCCUCAACCCGAACCGGCCACAAUUUCUGAAAAAGCUGCCAUCAAGUUCAAGCCACAGCUGUACAUUCCAGAGGGCGUGUGCGUGUCGUAUCCUGCUGUGAAUGAUGCCGGUGAAACCACUGGAGGCCUCAAAGGGACGAACGGCAACGACGCAUGCAAGUAUGCUCCGUUGGGAUCCCAAGUCUAUGGUCGAGCUGGGUGGUAUAAGGAUGUAUGGGCCAUCAUGUACGCUUGGUACUUCCCGAAAGGUUUUUGGAUGAACUUCCCUUCGAGGUGCCAUGACUGGAAGAGCGUCGUUGUGUGGAUCGACAAUCCUGACUUGGAGAUGCCGAAGAUUCUAGGAGUCUCCAUGUCCAAGGGCGACACGGAUUACAGGAAGGAAACUAAAACGUGGCCAUCCAGUUUUGCUGGUUACCGAACGGAGGGUCGGAGAUUCCACCGCACUUACAUCUACGGUUCCAACUCGUCUCUCCGAUUUGAAUAUCAUGUGGAGAUGAGCUCUCCGUAUUUGAAUUUUGCCGUUUGGGAUGGCGAGUACCAGGACUUGAUCAUGUGGGAACAGCUCACGGACCCGGCUCGCGCUGCUUUAAACGACGGCAACAAUUUGAGAAAGCGAAGGUUCCGUUCAGUGAUGAACACUAUGAAGACCACUUGGACAAGGCGUGGCCACUCUAGCCCUAAAAUUUUAGCGGCGAAGAUGUUCAGGGUCUGGAUUUGGAUACUCUAA